Messenger RNA from Podospora pseudopauciseta, 189 nucleotides. RefSeq lists its product as uncharacterized. The record is from RefSeq and is a predicted model, not a curated record. NCBI's taxonomy places the organism in Eukaryota, Fungi, Ascomycota, Sordariomycetes, Sordariales, Podosporaceae. Bases 1 to 189 code for a protein of 62 amino acids. The transcript has 3 exons.
AUGACGUCAGGCCAACCAUCUGAUCAAAUCAACACCAUAGCUCGCAAGUCAGCCCUUCUUCCCAAGAAAGAAUCCCGCAGGUCGUGUGAUGCCGACCCAAACCUUGACGAAGAUGAGGGGCAGCCUCCCACCACACACACACUUGAGGAGGAGGGGAGGCAAAGUAACCCCAGGGUGUCCGUGAACUGA